AUGGCUGCUCUUGCAAUUCCCGCUGCCAGGUUGAUCAGAAGCGCCAAACAUGUCGUCCCAGGGCCAUUUCUGGUGACUGAGUAUCUGUUCUCUGUCCCCAAGGACUAUCGAAAUCCUCAGGACGGCGAGAUCCAGCUGUUUGCGAGGUCAGCUACCAAGCAUGAGGCUUCUGUAUCUGCCUUGGAGCAGCCUGUGUCUCAGAGACCGUGGAUGGUUUACCUGCAGGGCGGCCCUGGCUUCGGCAAUCCAGAACCUCAAGACUUCCCUCUCACCCGGUUCGUCCUCAGCAAGGGCUACCAGAUCCUCUUCCUCGACUACAGAGGCGUGGGGCUCAGUACGCCGGUCACGGCGGACACCAUCCCCCCAAAGGCCAGCGACCAGUUCGAGUACCUCAAGCACUUCCGCCAGGACAACAAUGUGCGUGACCUUGAGGCCGUGCGCAGCUACCUCACAGCCGGGGUUGCCGAUCCUGUCAAGAAGAAGUGGUCCAUCUUUGGCCAGAGUUUUGGCGGCUUCGUCUGCCUGUCAUAUCUGUCCAAGUUUCCAGAGGGUCUGAGUGAUGUUUGGAUCACAGGUGGUCUGGCGCCUAUCUCGAGAGCGCCCAGGGAGGUCUACCAGGCCACGUUCAAGAAGGUCUACGAGCGCAACAUGGUCUACUAUACAAAAUUUCCCGAGGAUAUCGCUACUGUCCGCAGGAUUGUCGCCUACCUUCAUGCCAAGAAGGGCGGCGUGCAGCUCCCUGGAGGCGGCAGGCUGACGGCAAGGCGUCUGCUCACCAUUGGCGACAUGUUCGGCUUCCACGGCGGCCUUGACAAUGUGCACAGCAUGCUCUUGCGGAUGGGCAUGGACCUGGACCAGUAUGGCUUCUUCACCCGUCCCACUCUUGACCAGUUUGAGUCGUAUUUGCCCUUCGACACGAGUCCCAUCUAUGCCAUCCUGCAUGAGGCCAUCUACUGCUACAAGAACGGGGUCGCUUCGAACUGGGCGGCUCAGCAGGUGGGACAGGAGCUUCAGGACUUCCGCUGGCUGUCUGCCGACAACCAUGGCUUUGAUGAUCCUACCUUUGCGAGCGACACGACGCCGCUGUGCUUUACGGGCGAGAUGAUCUUCCCCUUCAUGUUUGAUGACUACCCCGAGCUCAACAGGAUGAAGGAGACCGCCGAGAUGCUCGCCCGGUACGAUCAGUGGGACGAUCUCUACGAUGAGGAACAACUCAAGAGGAACACGGUCCCCGUCUACGCUGCGAGCUACAUCGAGGAUAUGUAUGUGGACUUUGACCUGGCGAGAGAGACUGCCAGCAAAGUCAACGGCAUCAAGACCUUCGAAACCAAUAUUAUGUAUCACAAUGCAAUCCGAGCCCGCUCGGACGAGGUUCUGUCGCAGCUCUUCAAAUUACGGGAAGAUAUCAUCGACUAG
Cryphonectria parasitica EP155 is the source of this 1416-nucleotide messenger RNA. RefSeq lists its product as uncharacterized. The transcript has 5 exons. NCBI's taxonomy places the organism in Eukaryota, Fungi, Ascomycota, Sordariomycetes, Diaporthales, Cryphonectriaceae. Gene Ontology annotation, molecular function: peptidase activity. Bases 1 to 1416 code for a protein of 471 amino acids. Gene Ontology annotation, biological process: proteolysis. The record is from RefSeq and is a predicted model, not a curated record.